This is a messenger RNA of Penicillium alfredii, 498 nucleotides long. Its product is annotated as TolB family protein. Bases 1 to 498 code for a protein of 165 amino acids. The transcript has 3 exons. The record is from RefSeq and is a predicted model, not a curated record. Lineage: Eukaryota; Fungi; Ascomycota; Eurotiomycetes; Eurotiales; Aspergillaceae.
AUGCAAGAAGAAAAAAAGGCUACAUUAGCUGCUGGGGCGAUUGUCCACGGGAAUCCCCCGAGUCGUCAACCGGCGAAGCUAAGCGCGUGGUUCCAAAAGCACGCGUCGUACACGGGGUGGAUAUACCGAGUAUAUGGCUCUGAAUUCGGCCUCCGCAUCCUCAACCUCGAGACUCGCAAGCAGCGCGUGUUGACCACCGCCAAAGACAACCUGCCCUUCUACUCACCGGAUGGGAAACGCAUCGUCUUCACCCGGCGGACGAGCUACACCAACUUCGAUGUUGUGACCAUCCGUCUGGAUGGCAGGGACCCCCGCCGUCUUAACAGACAGUGCGGCAUGUACGGCUUCCGCGAUGAGUGCGCUCUCUACGAUCAGACUUUCCAGCCCUAUGGACAGAUCAUGCAGAUGAACAGUGAUGGGUCCAACAAGACUCUCUUGACGGAUAGCAAGUGGGAGGACUCGAUGGGGCUUUAUUUGCCGAAUCAUGGGCUUGAAUGA